GCCGCGCAGCCUCGAUCGUGGCGAGGGUGUUUCGUCCGCUGAUGUGUUCCUCGCGUGCCGUAUCUGUGCUUCUGGUGACGCCGGACUGCUCACGGCGGCGUUGCCGCUUGCUGCUGCGUCCUUCGUCGGCGUUCGUGGACUUGUGGCCGCUGCCCUCGAGGUUCUGGGUCGUGCCUCUGUCAUCUGUGUCGUUGUGUUCAACUGUUCUCUUCCUCCUCGUGUUUUCCUUCUUGGCGGGAGCUGGCAGGCUGUCGGGGCCAGAAUCGCGCUCAGUGUCUUUGUUGCUGUGUGAAGCAGACGUGGAGUCAUUGGCGUCCUUAUCAGAGAGGUCUUCUCCGUCGCCCUCGUCGUCGUCACUGCUGCUGAUGAUCACGGUGCGCCUUCUCUUGGCGCGAUGUCGGCCACUGCCUUGGGCGACGAUGUCUUCGCUGCUGCUGGAAGAAUGCUCACUGGCCUGGCUAGCACUGCCGCCUUGGACCAGAGUCACUUCCUCGACCUCCUCAUCCUCCUCCUCUUCUUCUAGGAUGACGCUUAGCUCCCGCUUCUUUGAGACCUCGCCCUCUUGGUCCCCCUGAUCCUCCUCAGCCGGACCUUCCUCAAUG
Messenger RNA from Microdochium trichocladiopsis, 602 nucleotides. RefSeq lists its product as uncharacterized. Bases 42 to 575 code for a protein of 177 amino acids. The transcript has a single exon. Lineage: Eukaryota; Fungi; Ascomycota; Sordariomycetes; Xylariales; Microdochiaceae. The record is from RefSeq and is a predicted model, not a curated record.